This is a messenger RNA of Durotheca rogersii, 4820 nucleotides long. RefSeq lists its product as uncharacterized. Gene Ontology annotation, biological process: regulation of transcription by RNA polymerase II. NCBI's taxonomy places the organism in Eukaryota, Fungi, Ascomycota, Sordariomycetes, Xylariales, Xylariaceae. Gene Ontology annotation, cellular component: nucleus. The transcript is spliced from 3 exons. Bases 376 to 4605 code for a protein of 1409 amino acids. Gene Ontology annotation, molecular function: double-stranded DNA binding; protein binding; transcription coregulator activity. The record is from RefSeq and is a predicted model, not a curated record.
UUCGCCGAGCUGAGCUUCGUAUGCUGUAGACCCGCUCACGAGCUCGACCUCGCUACGGACCUCGGACCGAUUGUCUGCUACUGGUGCUUGCCAUCAAUUGAGAAGAGAGAUUGGAGGCGUCAUUAUGGUGCUGUAAAGUCCCGGAGUACUGUUGCAUCACGCUGGGCUUGCUGGACAGCGCCUCCUUAGGUCCUAGCCUACAGAGUAUCUCGGCAGUUUAGGUCUGUCUGGAACGGCGACGCUUCCGACCGGAGUCCAACCCAACACACGUCCAAUCUAUCAGCAUCGUAUUCGAUAACGACUUCUAGCACGGACAAAAAAGGGACUAUAAGCGACGCUGUACCCCCAACAUCGCCGACGGACCUCUGCCAGGCCAUGUCGUCCUCCGAAGUUCCCCCCUUCACCGGGAGGAACCCGCUCGCCGCCGACCUACACAUGCCCCCUUUUCAGUAUGGCGAAUACGAUUUGUUCGAUGCAGAUGAUAACUACGAUCUCUCGAGCAAACCUAUCUACGACUUGCCCGAUGGCAAUAACUAUAUUGAGGGCCCUGUGUUCUUAUCCUCACGAACUAACGGGGAAGAGACGGCACCGGAUCACCCACCGCGUCUCUCCCACCAUGGCUCCUCUUCUUCUUCGUCACAGGGAACCGUGGAUUCCAACUCGCCGAAGAUGAGCCAGUCUUCGGCCGACGCAAUGAUGACCGACGACCAUUUCCCCGCUUGGAAUCAUGACGGUGAUGUUGGGCACGUCGACUCUAAAUACCUCUUCGACACGGACCCCGCCAUCGGAGAGAUGUCCGAGAUGUUCAAUUUUGACAGUGCGUCGAGUAGUCCCGGCCCUUCGACAAGUACCACCAUACCGCAACCGCUUCUCACGACGAACUUCAACACAUUCAAAGCCCCUGCUGCGAAGAGACUCAAGGGUCAUCACAAGACGCAAUCACGUCAUUCUCAUACGUCGUCUGUGAAUGGGGUAAAGACAAGCGGUUCCAGAGAGGCCUCGCCCGCAUCGGCUAUGGCCAUCAGCCAGGAAAACUCCCCGGUAGCGAUGAUGAACAACCCACCUACCCCGGAGAAUUCUGCUGGCUCUUUCAACGGUAGCCUGGCAAACUUGAACAUGACACCCGUCUGGCCAGCGGCAUUAGGGUUGCAAGCCAACGGUUCGACCUCUCAGGUUAGAGCAGACGCGAUGGCCGUGUCAGCUAUGCCACAUGUACCUCCAAUCUAUUCUCCCCACGCUACUUUGGCUCACAAUUCUCGGCCGAGGCUCGUGGUUCAUCCAACGCCUCUGAAGUCGCGAGUUGAAACUCAGAUCCCUAUCAAGCUGACCCUUCACAAUCUACCCCCGGGCAUCAAGAGAAUCCACCUCCCCACCCAUACCAUAUCUAAGCCCAAGUUGUUGGCAAAGCCCGCAGUCGGACGGUCCCCUGAUAUGCUCGAGUUAUAUACCAUGCUAGUUUGUACAAGUGCCAUGCACGAUCCGGAAAAGCGUCGGCGCGCGUUCGAGCGAGCGGCAGCGGCCCGGCAUGACGUUCUGAACUCGGCUCAACCGGAUGAGGGCCUUGACGACAAGGACCACAAGCCCCAGAACGGCGGUGAGGUGCGAAUAUGUGGUGGUUGCAUAACUCGGGAGCGUAAGCGUGCUGGACGUAAGAAACACAAGAAGCCAGAAGAGGAGGAGUUGUGGAACCGAUACGAACACCGGCGAGUUAUUGUUUUUAAUACUCAGGAGGUCAAGGAAUGGCAGGCCGUCACCCCCCUCAUGGCCGACCCCACGGGAGCCGGGCUGCGUGAUCUAUCCGUCCCCGACGGCACGGUGCAAGUGGACGCGCCGAUGCGUAUUGCAUGUUACUGCCGCCACCACGGCGAGAAGAUGGGGUUUCAAGUCAUCUUCACCAUGAAGGAUUACAGGAACAACGUCGUCGCCCAGCAGAUUUCGUCCUCGAUCAUGAUCACCGAUGACCACAAGACACACCUUCCUACGUCUACUAUGUCGUGUUCGAAUACCCCCAUCCCACCGAUAGGGCCGCUACCGGCAAAUAUUUCCAACGACAUGAAGCCGGUCGAGGCUCCGAUGGCAUUCCAACUAUCGCAAACAGCACAGCCCGACCUCCAGGGCUUAAUGCAGAACGGUACCUUCACAUUUAUUUCUGGAUCCGUCAACAGCAGCCAUCAUCAAGCCGUGUCAGUCACUGCCACAUCUCCCAGCUUAUCUAGGCAAGGAUCACCAACGAGCCCGAUUGGCCCUUUAUCCAGGAAGAGGAAGGCAAGCGGAUCUUCAAAGGUGCCCAGCGGUCUGACGAUGACAAAGCUAGAGACGAGUCAAUCACCGUCGUCGUUUUCAUCAGGGGCCCCGAACGACUCAACCAUUGUGUCCGGGGCCACGUCGCCGUUCUCGCCGAGCAUGACGACAUUCCCGGCGGGUGCGGACACCUUGUUCUCUAUCGGACAGCAGCCAACCAUGAACAACAUAGGCCAGCAUUUUUCGACGAGACCGCCUACACCCAGUAGCAACCCUCCCGAGCAGCUCAUCUUCCCGCCCGGGACUCGAAAUGUAAAUGUUGACAGUAUACCGGUGCCUCGGUUGUUUUCCGCUCCAGCAUCAGCUCAUCCAAGCCGCGCUCCUAGCCCGAACCGACUGCGGCACUCGCUUCAGAACGCGACGCAUACCACGCUCAGCCAGACCCUGUACAACGCGCCUACCGAGACGAGUUCGAGUAGAGCCCCCCAGCCGAUGAUAUAUAAAAUCAUUCCAGGGGAGGGGCCGAAAUCGGGAGGCGUCGAGGUGACAAUUCUCGGAAGUGGCUUCACCAACGGUGGACUCGAGGUAAUGUUUGGAGAGCAAAGGGCAGCUACAACAACCUUUUGGGGCGAGACGUCUCUAGUCUGCCUCCUUCCGCCGUCCCCUAACGCAGGCGUGGUUCCGGUGUCGAUCAGGCAGCCGGGUGUUGCUUCUCAGCACCCGUUCAGCAGCAAUCAGCAGCCCCUAUUUAGAUAUGUUGACGACGACGAGCAUCGCCUGAUACGCACCGCGCUCACAGUUCUAGGUCAUAAACUCGGCGGUAAGAUAACAGAUGUCGCGGAUAUCGCGAGAAAUAUCAUCUAUGGGUCUGGAAAUAGCGGCUCUUGGGGUCCUUCUGCGGCCGUGAACCAAGCGCCCAACUCAAGUUUCAACAACCUCGCACAAGACCUCUCGGAUUCCGCCGAAAAGGGGCUGCUCCGAAUCCUGGAGCUCAUCGACCUCGACGACAGUGCUAACAAGGCCCGCAUCAAUCUCAGGAGAUCGAGUGGGCAUACCAUGUUGCAUCUCGCCUGCUCCCUCGGGCUUGUCCGGUUCGUUGCCGGUCUCUUGUCGCGCGGUGCCAACGUGGGCGUCCGAGACAAGGGAGGUUUCACGCCGCUGCACUUCGCUGCGAUGAACGACCACCCCGAGAUCGUCCGCCGUCUCAUUAUGAACGGAGCCGAUCCAAGCAUGCGAAGUCUAUCGGGGCUCACUCCAGCCGAUGUUUCCCGUUCUCGAGACGUGCUCCGAGUUCUCCGACGUAUCGAGAAUCAUUCGAGGUCUCGAAGUGGCGGCUCUGUUCGAGACGGAUUCGGUAGUGCCAGUUCUCUCCGAUCUUUGUGGGACCCACCGUCAAUGACUGCAGCGCGCCGCGAGCGCUUUGGGCGGGAUGGAUCGACCCCGAAUGAAGAUAAUCGAGGCAACGAUGACAGCUCGUCAGAGGAAACCGAUAGCGACGAAAGCAACGGUGACUGGUCAGCUAUGAGGCGGCCAAGUUAUCCACCGACUCAACAUCAUGCAGAAGCACCUCCACAUCAAGCUGCCGAUGUUGACGCCCCUCCGGCGACGCCGAGUGCCGCAAUGACAGCUAUCCGAGACCAAUUUGCAACCCAGCUCCAUCAAUGGCAGCAAAGUAUGGCGAUACACUUUCAAAAUCUGCCGCAGCUCCAGAUGCCACAGAUGCAGAUGCCACAGAUGCCGGCCCUGCCACCGAUAUCCAUGCUCCCGGAUUACCAGGCAUACCUUCACACAGCUCCUGUCAUGCAGCGUAUCAGCUCCCUCGUCCCAAAUAUCCGUGGCCCACGUCCUGGGUCGGCCGGCGAACAACCUCCGCGGGAAACUGAUAGCAAGUGGUGGGAUCUCGCCUUCUUCGGCACUAGAGAAUCUCCGCCGCCAGCUUACGAGGACAUAUAUCCUCAAAAGGCCUUCGAUACGAAGCAGGCUUCGGCUGCCGCGGCCGCAGCCGAGUUCGAGGCGGACAGCAAAUGCGAGGCCCUCUUCGACAGACAGAGAACGACGUCGGAAGCGUCACAAUCACAUGAAGUGCCAGCGCUUCUCGAAAUCGGGCGAAAGCGGAACAUAACCAAGGAACAACAGGAGCAACUACAGCGAGCCCACGCUCAGAGGCUUAAGACCGGUAGCAGCGAUAAGAUGCUGUGGUUUGUUUGGAUUCCCGUCCUGGUCUUCAUCAUAUGUGCAAUGUUGGCCAGCGGCGCGCCUUCGCUUGUAUCUAGCACCGCCGAGUUUGUCAGGUCUGCCUCUGCCUUUGUCACGGAUCCGCGAGAAUUGGUGCAGUGGCUUGUCCCUAACGCCGCGGGGGUUUAACAUUUAGCGUCUUGGGAGCUUCUAUCCUGCCUCCCUUCGCCAUUAGGAGGCAUGAGACUUGAAAGAUUCUGUUUUUCGGAUGUGUAUUUAUCUAUUUUGUGCAGUUGCGUGAAGUUGGUUGCUCUAUAUUAUGAAUGUGGGCGGAAUAUGAGAGAGAGAGAGCGAUGAGCGGAUUCUCUAUGGGAGGGCCUCGCCCAGUUGGUCAAGGCGUUCAA